AUGAGCGCCUCAUCCGACCAAUCGCGCUUUUCGAAUCUUCAUGCUCAGGCUGAAAUCUUGGAUAGGGAGGAUCACCUCCGCCAUUUGAGGGCCGAAUUUCGAAUCCCCACCAAGGCUGAUAUUAAACGAACUACUCUGGAGAAGCUGGAGAAGCCCCAGCAAGAACAAGAGCAGCAGCAAGAUCGUAACGAUGCCGCCUCAGCCGACGAGACAACCCCAUGUACAUACCUCUGCGGCAACUCUCUCGGACUGCAACCCAAAAGAACCGCAACUCGCAUCAACCAGUAUCUCCAGACCUGGUCCACCCAGGCCGUCCAGGGCCACUUCAAGCCUCUAGACGACUCUCCUCUACCGACAUGGCUCGACGCUGACGCGAGAGCUGCCAAAUUGAUGGCACCCAUAGUCGGCGCCGAUGAAUCAGAAGUUGCUGUCAUGCAGACUCUGACUGCGAACUUGCACCUGCUGAUGUCCGCCUUCUAUCGUCCCGAUCCGAAGGGGAAGCACAAAAUAAUCCUUGAAAGCAAGGCCUUCCCAAGCGAUCAUUUUGCCGUACUAAGCCAGAUCCGCCAUCAUGGUCUCUCCCCAAGCACCUCCAUGGUGACCGUAGAAUCGCCGUAUUCGGAGGAUGCCCUCAUCACCACCUACGACAUCCAGUCCAUCAUCUCGAAGCACGCGUCGGAUACGGCGUUGAUCUUGUUGCCCGGCGUCCAGUAUUACACCGGCCAGCUGUUGGAUAUCCCAACCAUCACCGCUUUUGCGCACAAGCACGACAUCUUUAUCAUCUGGGAUUUGGCGCACGCGGUGGGCAACGUCCCCCUUCAUCUGCACGACUGGGACGUGGAUGCCGCCGCCUGGUGCACAUACAAGUACCUAAACGGAGGUCCGGGCUGCAUAGGAGGUAUGUUUAUCAAUUCGCGCAACAGCUUAGUGAACACCACGAUUACCGACGAGGAACCCGAGAGGGGAUACGGUAAGCGACUGUCGGGCUGGUGGGGGAACGACAAGGCGACUCGCUUUCAGAUGGAAACCAAGUUUCACCCCGUAAAAGGAGCAGCCGGAUUCCAGCUUAGCAACCCUAGCAUCCUCGAUAUCACGAGCCUAAGCGCCUCGCUCGAAAUCUUCGAACUCGCCGGCGGAGUCUCACCCCUCCGAGAAAAGUCUAAGAGGCUCACCGCCUUUCUCGAACAGUGCCUCUCCCUCCUGUCGGAAGAUGCAAAACAGCUAUUCCGAAUAAUUACCCCGUCCGAUCCGGACCAGCGCGGCGCACAGCUGAGUCUGCUGCUGGCAGACAGCAUCCUAGAUCAGGUAAUGAAGGAGUUAGAGGCGAGAAGCGUCAUUGUAGACGAGAGGAGGCCAAACGUAAUCCGCGUCGCUCCUGCGCCCUUGUACAACUCGUUCGAGGACUGCGUCGCGUUCGCCGAAGCCUUCGAGUUAGCCUUGGUAGCGACGCAGAAAGAUUUCUAAACUAAUGCCUAUCGACGAUAGUGCUUAGAUGUUUUUGUCCUUGCGAACCUGAGACGACAAAGGUAAAUUGUGUGUAGGACAGGGUUGCAAUAGAACAGGAUGAGUUUGGGAUGAUAUUUAUUCUCUUUGCAUAUUCAAUUCUUCUGCCAAGAGCUGCAAGAUUAUUCAUACUAACCCCUUUUCAUGCUAUUCCCGGCGCGGGCGUCAUCUGCAUGGAAGGAUCUUAGAUCUUAGAUCUUCAUGUCAUUUCAUACUAUUCCGUAUACAUUUUAAUCUUAAGCUCUAUGGAUUUUCAAUUCGCUUCUUUUCUUCUCUU
Messenger RNA from Daldinia caldariorum, 1780 nucleotides. Its product is annotated as kynureninase. Gene Ontology annotation, molecular function: kynureninase activity; pyridoxal phosphate binding. Gene Ontology annotation, biological process: NAD+ biosynthetic process. Lineage: Eukaryota; Fungi; Ascomycota; Sordariomycetes; Xylariales; Hypoxylaceae. Gene Ontology annotation, cellular component: cytoplasm. The record is from RefSeq and is a predicted model, not a curated record. The transcript is spliced from 3 exons. Bases 1 to 1464 code for a protein of 487 amino acids.